UCACAGCGUCGCUGCCGUUUAGUCCGCUACCGACGAGGUGGGUGUCCGCAUCGCCGCAUCGAGUGUGACCAGUUUCUAUAGCAACCGUGAGGAAUCGCGCCGUCAAAACAUUCGGCGGCGGUGGCGGCGGCGAACAUGCUAGUCAAGUGCGCUCAAAUUGGAUAAAAGCCUACGAAAAGUCGAAUAUUGACGCGCACAAAAACUUCAAACACGGUGUUUUUUUACACUCAACAACGAGGAGAUCUAAAAGCGCCGUGCUUGCUCAUUAUCAACCAGAGUGCACCAAGGUAUGCGGCAGCAGCCAUGACACGCCCGAAAUCGGUAUCAACGCUCAAAGUAAUCAUCGCAAUCAUAUUAAUCAAUGUGUUUGAUUGCGUCGACUGCAUAUUGAAUAAUCAAGACACGCUGGACAUCACCAACGAUCGCAACUUCAACUGCCAUUGGACUGGUGGUAGUGAUCCGAAACUAACAUGUGAUUGUCUAACUGACAAAGAGGAGUUUGUUAUUAAACAUAACUCAAUCCCCGUCUAUGAUGUAGCAAUGAUUAAAAUAACCAACUGCGGUAAAAUCACAAUCGGUGCAAACGCAUUCGCCGAAAUGCGCAGUCUACGCUCAAUCACGCUGGAGAACAUCAAAUCAAUCGUUCUCGAAGCCGACAGCAUCUCCUGGCUGGGAUCAGUUCGCAAUCGAGAAAACCUCAUCGACUGGGAUCCCAGCGUGCCAUCCAUACGUGUCUACCUAAUUUCCAGCAAUAUUGACCUGAUCGCCAACAAUGCCAUCCACGGCCGCAUCAACUUGCUCGAAAUAAUCAACUGCGACAUCCAACACAUGUCAUCAUUCGCAGUGAGCAGGCUACAACAAAUGCUUAACAUCCGCAUCACUGGUUCAACCUUCCAUCAAUUGGAAACGCAAAGUUUCAAAAGGUUUACCACCGAAAACCUUCUCAUCACCAACACCGCAUUCGCAACAAUCCCCAGUCGCGCAUUCUACGAACUCACCGUACGGGAUCAAUUCCUGUUGGAUAAUAUUACCGUCUAUGACACAUUGAAACCCUCUGGCUUUACAAUCACAAACCCAUAUAAUUUUCAAAUGCUCAACAGUCACAUCAACGCGAUCGCUGGUAGUGGAUUCAAAGUAGCAACGCGUGGACCCGUGGUGAUCCAGAACAAUCGAUUCCACAACACAGCCAACAGCGCAUUCCGAAGUAUCUCGCUCAAUAAGGAAGACCCCAACGAGUACGAGACAAUUAAGUUCGAACGAAAUAUCUUCGAUCAACUUAGCAAGGAUGCGCUAGUUGUGGAUAAAGACUCAUUCCGGCCGGUAUUCGUCAAUCUGCAAUUGACUGAAAAGUGUGAAUGCGGCAAUCUGGAGCGGUAUUUUCGACACGAUGAAAACACGCUGGAAUUGAGCUGUAUGUCAGAACGGGACUCCGACGAAUGGGUUUCGGUCGAUCACUUCCAAAGCACGCGGUGCGGAAUGUUGGAUACGAAAAGCGGCACGGCAUAUAUCAUCGCCGGCGUGUGCGCCAUUGUGGUGGUCAUUGUUGGGAGCAUCGUAGGUUUUUACUUUAUACGAUUGCAUCGGAGUAAAAGUUAUGAUAAAAACUCCACCGACAAGAACGGUAAGGUGAGUAUGAUCGUACCGGAUGGGCGGACGUAUCGCGAAACCGAAUUGUGCGUGAUUGUCGAACGCGCCGACCUGCUCACCACCGACUUAUAAUUACUAAAUAACCACUGAUGAUUUGUUCACAUCAUGACUGCUUGUGUUCGUAGCAAGUUGGUAUUAUUUCUGUGAUAUUAAUUUAUGUUAUCUAAUUGUAGCCCUACCAAAUGAAUAAAAUUAUGUUCCUAUUUAAA
This is a messenger RNA of Dalotia coriaria, 1856 nucleotides long. RefSeq lists its product as uncharacterized. The record is from RefSeq and is a predicted model, not a curated record. NCBI's taxonomy places the organism in Eukaryota, Metazoa, Arthropoda, Insecta, Coleoptera, Staphylinidae. The transcript has 3 exons. The coding region runs from base 304 to 1719 and encodes 471 amino acids.